Molecule: messenger RNA, 1640 nt
Organism: Periophthalmus magnuspinnatus
Lineage: Eukaryota; Metazoa; Chordata; Actinopteri; Gobiiformes; Gobiidae
Product: tubulin alpha chain
Exons: 3
Coding region: 130-1572 (480 amino acids)
Biological process (GO): mitotic cell cycle; microtubule cytoskeleton organization
Cellular component (GO): cytoplasm; microtubule
Molecular function (GO): structural constituent of cytoskeleton; GTP binding
Source: RefSeq, a predicted model, not a curated record
AGCGACUUACUGCGGUUUCCUGCCUGCCCCCUCCACAUCCUUGUGUAUAUAAGCUCUAGCCCUGCCUCUCCUCCACACUUCUGCCUUGUUUCUGAUUCAUAAACGUCAGUUAAAGGACAAGCAAACAAAAUGCGUGAGUGUAUCUCUAUGCACGUCGGCCAAGCCGGAGCCCAGAUGGGCAAUGCCUGCUGGGAGCUGUACUGUCUGGAGCAUGGAAUUCAGCCUGAUGGUGAGAUGCCCUCUGAUAAAACUAUUGGAGGAGGUGACGACUCCUUCAACACUUUCUUCAGUGAAACUGGAGCAGGAAAACAUGUCCCAAGAGCCAUCUUUGUGGAUCUGGAGCCCACUGUCAUAGAUGAAGUACGUACAGGAACCUACCGGCAGUUGUUUCAUCCUGAGCAGCUGAUCACAGGAAAAGAGGAUGCAGCCAAUAACUACGCCCGUGGACACUACACCAUCGGCAAAGAGAUCAUUGAUCUGGUUUUGGACAGAACACGCAAACUGGUGAGUGAUUUCUGUGGACAUAAGAUGCAUGAACAUUACACCUCGUCUCAUUUAAAAAAAGGGAAAAUAAAGAUUUUUUUUUUUUUACAGGCUGACCAGUGCACAGGUCUGCAGGGGUUCCUCAUCUUCCACUCUUUUGGGGGUGGAACUGGCUCUGGUUUCACUUCUUUGUUGAUGGAGAGGCUCUCUGUCGAUUACGGAAAGAAAUCAAAGCUUGAAUUUGCUGUAUACCCAGCCCCUCAGGUGUCCACUGCAGUGGUGGAGCCGUAUAACUCCAUCCUGACCACCCACACAACCCUGGAGCACUCUGAUUGCGCAUUUAUGGUGGACAACGAGGCCAUCUAUGACAUCUGCCGUAGGAACCUGGACAUUGAGAGGCCGAGCUACACCAAUCUGAACAGGCUGAUUGGUCAGAUUGUGUCCUCUAUCACAGCCUCCUUGCGCUUUGAUGGAGCCCUGAAUGUUGACCUGACUGAGUUUCAGACCAACUUGGUGCCUUAUCCUCGUAUCCACUUCCCUCUCGCUACUUAUGCCCCUGUCAUCUCUGCUGAAAAAGCUUACCAUGAGCAGCUCUCUGUAGCUGACAUCACAAAUGCCUGCUUUGAGCCAGCCAAUCAGAUGGUGAAGUGUGAUCCUCGUCAUGGUAAAUACAUGGCUUGUUGUCUUCUGUACCGUGGUGAUGUUGUGCCAAAAGAUGUCAACUCUGCUAUUGCUGCAAUCAAAACCAAGCGCUCCAUCCAGUUUGUGGAUUGGUGUCCAACUGGUUUCAAGGUGGGCAUCAACUAUCAGCCUCCAACAGUGGUCCCUGGUGGAGACCUGGCCAAAGUGCAGAGAGCCGUGUGCAUGCUGAGCAACACCACAGCCAUCGCUGAGGCCUGGGCCAGACUGGACCACAAGUUUGACCUGAUGUAUGCCAAGAGAGCAUUUGUGCACUGGUAUGUGGGAGAGGGUAUGGAGGAGGGUGAGUUCUCAGAGGCCAGGGAGGACAUGGCUGCCCUGGAGAAGGAUUAUGAAGAAGUGGGCACAGACAGCUUGGCAGAUGAUGAUGAAGAUGGCGAGGAGUAUUGAAGUACUUAGGCAUCACAUUCCCAAAAUUAUCAAAUAAACAAACACAUUCCCAGCCUCAUUCGGACUGU